Molecule: messenger RNA, 1659 nt
Organism: Cucurbitaria berberidis CBS 394.84
Lineage: Eukaryota; Fungi; Ascomycota; Dothideomycetes; Pleosporales; Cucurbitariaceae
Exons: 5
Coding region: 1-1659 (552 amino acids)
Biological process (GO): positive regulation of transcription by RNA polymerase II
Cellular component (GO): nucleus
Molecular function (GO): DNA-binding transcription factor activity, RNA polymerase II-specific; transcription cis-regulatory region binding; zinc ion binding
Source: RefSeq, a predicted model, not a curated record
AUGGGCAAAUACCGCUCCAGAGGCGGGUGCCUCACCUGUCGAGCUCGCCGCGUAAAAUGCGACGAAACACGGCCGGUGUGCAAGGCCUGCAGUAAGAAGAACCGGCCUUGUCAGUGGGAAGCACCGCAUACCAAGUUCAAGGACUAUCAGCCUGAGGCGUCGUCAAGCAUGUCUGUUACUGGUGGCGAAGAGGAUGGCAGCAAGAUUGAAGAUGGAGAAAUGGAGGUGGAUGGGGUUGGUGACUUGGACGAUAUGGAUGGAGUAGACGGCGUCGACGGCGUCGACGGAGUGGAUGGGAGUGCAGACAGUGAUUCUCGGGGUACUUCACCGAAGCGGAGAAACAGUCGGACCGGCGUCUCGGAGGCCCCUUCCGCCAGUUGCAUGUCUUCUCCCCCAACCCAGGUAUCGCCAGGCUCACCCUUCUUUGUCCCGGGACCAAGAAACUCGACAAGUGUCGUGUCUACCGGGGGGUUGCGGCGACCGCUAGAACUGCAAGGCCAGUCGGGCGUUGCCUCCUCACAUGAACCGACGCCUCUCAAGCACAACGAGGCCCUGCUUGUACACCAUUACACCGAACACCUUGGCCGCUGGCUUGACUGUACCGAUGCGACCCGGCAAUUCACGCUAGGCAUCCCAGAAAAGGUCAAGUCAUGCCCAGUGCUCCUCAAUGCUGUACUAUGUUUCGCUGCCCGUCACCGCAGAGACGACACCACGGCCGAGGUAGCUUAUCAGCGCUGCAUUGCUCUACUCAUCGACCGUCUCAACGAAGACGAGGCUAGUCACGAUGAAACCCUUCUUUGUGCUAUAGUCAUCUUACGUUUCUACGAGCAGCUCACCGUCUCGUCCAGCACAGGCUCAGACGAUGGACAACAUCUUGCGGGCUGCUCGGCCAUUAUCCGCACGUCUCAAAAUCAUUUCGUAGAUCCUUCAGCGCCUACCCUGCGUGAGGCUGCCUUUUGGGUCUAUGUCCGUCAGUGUCUCUAUAACGCCACUAUCAAUCAGCAGCCGCCUGAUGUAGACUUCUCGCUGCGGUUGCAUCCUACCCCAGGCUCCAUACCCGAUUUGCAUCCUCUUGCUCAUCUACGAUUAGAGACUGCUUGGGCUAAUCAGAUGACAUGGAAUACGGCCCGUGUCGCCAACUUCUGCUUCGAAGGCACUGAGCCAGCAAGCGACCGCGCUUACAGAAGUCGUCGAUGGCAAGAGCUUUGGGAUCUUGUCGAAACAUGGGCUAGUAACAGACCGGCAGGGUUCAAUCCAAUCUACCAAGGCCAAGCCAGCGACAAGGGUGUCUUCCCUGAGAUUUGGUUCACAGCUGACUGGCAUGGUGAAGCCUUUGGAUUCUAUCACUUUGCAUGCAUUUUAUUGCUCAGUCACAAGCCGGGGCCAAAAUUUGCGAUUCGCAAUGUUAAGAGACUAUCAGAAACAGAUCGGCAGAUCCUAGAACACGCUCGCGCGAUAUGUGGAGCGUGCAAAAGCUCGCCGGAAAUCGUCCCGCUGUUGAUAACGUUAUGUCACACUAUCUUCAUAUGGGGCCCGCUUGUUUCGAGCCCCCUUGAGCGAGAUGAGGUGAUACAACUGCUUCUUAACUUCGAAACUGUUCAUUUUUGGCCGACCACCUGGAUCAUCAACGCACUAAAAGGCGAAUGGGGAAUCGUUUGA